GGUAGCGGCGGUUGCCAGGGCGACGGGAGCCAUCCAGAGCCGCUGGUACUCGGAAUUGGAGACGGCGAACCGGUGACCAGCGGCGGGCUUUGCCCGCUUCGGCCGUUCGCUCUGGGUUCCCACGAUGUUCUUCUACCUGAGCAAGAAAAUUUCCAUUCCCAAUAAUGUGAAGCUAAAAUGCAUAUCUUGGAACAAGGACCAAGGGUUCAUAGCGUGUGGUGGUGAAGAUGGAUUACUGAAAGUUUUGAAAUUAGAGACACAGACAGAUGAUGCAAAAUUGAGGGGUCUUGCUGCCCCUAGUAAUCUUUCUAUGAAUCAGACUCUUGAAGGUCAUAGUGGUUCUGUUCAAGUUGUAACAUGGAAUGAACAGUAUCAGAAAUUGACCACCAGUGAUCAAAAUGGGCUUAUCAUUGUCUGGAUGUUAUAUAAAGGCUCUUGGUAUGAGGAAAUGAUCAACAAUCGGAAUAAAUCAGUGGUUCGAAGUAUGAGUUGGAAUGCUGAUGGACAGAAGAUCUGCAUUGUGUAUGAAGAUGGGGCUGUGAUAGUGGGUUCAGUGGAUGGCAAUCGUAUUUGGGGAAAAGACCUGAAGGGUGUACAGUUGUGCCAUGUAGCAUGGUCAUCAGAUAGUAAAAUCUUACUUUUUGGAAUGGCAAAUGGUGAAAUACACAUUUAUGAUAAUCAAGGAAAUUUUAUAAUGAAAAUGAAGCUGAAAUGUUUGGUAAACGUCACUGGAGCAAUCAGCAUUGCGGGAAUUCAUUGGUACCAUGGCACAGAGGGCUAUGUGGAGCCCGAUUGCCCUUGCCUUGCUGUUUGUUUUGACAAUGGGAGAUGCCAAAUAAUGAAACACGAGAAUGACCAAAAUCCAGUUUUGAUUGAUACUGGCAUGUAUGUGGUCAGUAUCCAGUGGAACCAAACUGGCAGUGUGUUAGCUGUGGCAGGCUCUCAGAAAGCAGUCACUCAGGAUAAAGAUGUUAACACGGUGCAGUUUUACACUCCAUUUGGUGAGCAUUUGGGCACUUUGAAAGUUCCUGGAAAGCAGAUGUCUGCACUAUCUUGGGAAGGAGAUGGACUGAAAAUUGCACUAACUGUUGAUUCCUUUAUAUAUUUUGCGAACAUUCGGCCCGAUUAUAAGUGGGGCUAUUGUUCAAAUACUGUGGUGUAUGCAUAUACCAGACCAGAUCGUCCUGAGUACUGUGUUGUCUUUUGGGACACUAAAAACAAUGAGAAAUAUGUUAAAUAUGUGAAGAGUAUCAUUUCCAUUACCACUUAUGGCGAUUUCUGCAUUUUGGCUACAAAAGCUGAUGAAAGUCAUCCUCAGGAGGAGAAUGAAAUGGAGACAUUUGGUGCAACGUUUGUGCUAGUUCUUUGUAAUUCUAUUGGCACACCCUUGGAUCCCAAAUACAUUGAUAUUGUGCCCUUAUUUGUUGCAAUGACCAAAACUCACGUGAUAGCAGCUUCGAAAGAAGCAUUUUAUAUUUGGCAAUAUCGUGUGGCAAAGAAGCUCACAGCACUGGAAAUUAAUCAGAUAACGCGAUCCCGGAAAGAAGGAAGAGAAAGAAUUUAUCAUGUUGAUGAUACUCCUUCUGGAUCAGUGGAUGGGGUCCUUGAUUAUAGCAAAGCCAUUCAAGGCACAAGAGAUCCAAUUUGUGCCAUAACUGCAUCUGAUAAGACACUCAUUGUGGGUCGUGAGUCUGGCACCAUUCAGAGAUACAGUCUUCCUAAUGUUGGUUUGAUUCAAAAAUAUUCCCUUAAUUGUCGAGCCUACCAGUUAUCCUUAAAUUGCAACUCUAGUCGUCUUGCUAUCAUAGACAUCUCAGGAGUUCUAGUGUUCUUUGACUUGGACACUCGGGUAACAGACAGUACAGGACAGCAAGUAGUCGGCGAGCUGUUAAAAUUGGAGAGGAAAGAUGUCUGGGAUAUGAAGUGGGCCAAGGAUAAUCCUGAUUUGUUUGCAAUGAUGGAGAAGACAAGAAUGUAUGUUUUCAGAAACUUGGAUCCUGAGGAACCCAUUCAGACCUCUGGAUAUAUUUGUAACUUUGAGGAUUUAGAAAUCAAAUCUGUCCUGUUGGAUGAGAUAUUAAAGAAUCCAGAACAUCCAAACAAGGAUUAUAUAAUUAACUUUGAGAUUCGGUCUCUUCGAGAUAGUCGAGCAUUAAUUGAGAAGGUUGGAAUUGAAGAUGCAUCUCAGUUCAUAGAGGACAAUCCACACCCCCGACUUUGGCGAUUACUGGCUGAAGCAGCUCUUCAGAAACUGGAUUUGCCCACUGCAGAGCAAGCAUUUGUGCGCUGCAAAGAUUACCAAGGCAUUAAGUUUGUGAAGCGCCUGGGAAAUCUGCAGAGUGAGUCAAUGAAGCAGGCGGAAGUGGUGGCCUACUUUGGUAGGUUUGAAGAGGCUGAAAGAAUGUAUCUUGAUAUGGACAGAAGAGAUCUCGCUAUUGGCCUCCGACUGAAAUUAGGAGAUUGGUUUAGAGUACUCCAGCUCUUGAAAACUGGAUCUGGUGAUGCAGAUGACAGUCUCCUUGAACAAGCCCACAGUGCCAUUGGAGACUACUUUGCUGAUCGACAAAAGUGGUUGAAUGCUGUACAAUAUUAUGUACAAGGCCGGAACCAGGAACGCUUAGCUGAAUGUUAUUUUAUGUUAGAAGAUUAUGAGGGAUUGGAGAAUCUUGUCAAUUCACUUCCGGAAAACCACAAGUUGCUUCCAGAAAUAGCACAAAUGUUUCAGAGAGUUGGAAUGUGUGAACAAGCAGUGACUGCGUUUUUGAAAUGUAAUCAACCAAAGGCAGCUAUAGAUACCUGCAUACAUCUGAACCAAUGGAACAAAGCUGUUGAAUUAGCUAAAAGCCAUAAUAUGAAAGAAAUUGGAUCUCUAUUAGCUAGGUAUGCAUCUCACUUACUGGAAAAGAAUAAAAUUCUUGAUGCUAUAGAACUUUAUCGGAAAGCCAGUUUCUUUUUUGAUGCUGCUAAACUGAUGUUUAAGAUUGCCAAUGAAGAGGCAAAGAAAGGAAGUAAACCUUUACGUGUGAAGAAGCUCUAUGUACUGUCAGCCUUACUUAUAGAGCAGUACCAUGAGCAGAUGAAGAGUGCCCAGCGAGGAAAAGUGAAGGGGAAGAAUUCAGAGGCCACUUCUGCUUUGGCUGGUUUGCUGGAAGAGGAAGUUCUGUCUACAACUAGUCGCUUCACAGACAAUGCCUGGAGAGGGGCUGAGGCUUACCACUUCUUUAUCCUUGCGCAAAGGCAGCUCUACGAGGGCUAUGUUGACACUGCACUGAAGACAGCUCUUCACCUGAGAGACUAUGAAGACAUCAUCCCUGCAGUUGAGAUAUACUCUCUGUUAGCACUCUGUGCGUGUGCCAGUAGAGCUUUUGGUACUUGUUCCAAAGCUUUCAUUAAACUUGAAUCAUUAGAGACUCUCAGUUCGGAACAGAAACAGCAAUAUGAAGACCUCGCUCUAGAAAUCUUCACCAAACAUAAUCCAAAAGAUAACAGAAAAUCAGAACUGGACAGCCUUCUUGAAGGGGGAGAAGGGAAAUUGCCAACAUGCGUUGCCACAGGAAGCCCAAUCACUGAGUAUCAGUUCUGGAUGUGUGCUGUGUGCAAGCACUGUGUUCUUGCUCAGGAAAUCAGCAACUACAACUUCUGUCCCUUAUGCCAUAGUUCAGUGGGAUAACAGAAAGACGAAUGUAUAUAAUUUUAAAAAUACAUGUAACAUAUAAAGCUCUAACUGUAUAUAUAAAAUAAGGUUUCUUUUCUAUAAGUUUUAUAUGAAAAUAAGCUUCAUUUUUUUAUAGUUGGAUUUUUGUACAAAAUUUAUGUAAUAAAAUAGCUUUUAUGCAGAGGUACAACUGUGAAAUAAUAAGGUUAACUUUCAUGUAAAACAUAUACAAGUCAGUCUUAUUUUUUUCCUAUCUCUAUUGCUAUCAUUUAUUUAUCUCAUGGUUGGUUACAUGAUCCUAUGGCAACAUUCCAAAUAAGAAAUAUUUUUUCUCCCCAUGCCAAGGUUACUAAUUCAUUAUACAACCUUGGGGAGGUAGAUGGGCAAUGGGGGAAACAUGGGAAUGGGCAAAGCUGAAUUUAGAGAUUGACAUAAUCUGUGCAUUACAGGAUAUCUGCCCAAGAGAACUUAUCUCCUGUUGAACUUAAUUAUAUCUUUCCACAGGACUUUGUUUUUUAGGGAUGAGACUAUUCUCUGCUUUAUCAAUGAAAGAAAUUUUCAGAGUUGUAGGGAUAGUGUGCCUGUCACUAGUUCCGUCAUUGUGAGAAGCUCCUGCAGGACUCUGUUUAGUUGUGAGUCUUGGUCCAUGGUCUGAUGCCUAGGUGUCUCUUCUUUCCCUAUCCCGUUCUUACCCAGGAAUCUAUUGAGAACUCAUUAACUCCUAAGCCUCUCCUAAUAAACCUUUCAGGAACUUUCUCUUGAAGCCAUCUAGCUCCAUCUGCCUAAGCCCUGGAUUUUUCCUCCAACUAAUUAUUUUAGAUAGAUCCCGAGUUGCUGCCAAGCUGAACUUCAUGUUCAGUUUUGAUUCAGAUAAACUCUGAUACCUUGUGGAUCUAAUUUUCAUAUAUGUAUAUGUAUCUGUAUAUCCAUCCACACAUAUAUAACUAUGUAUGUGCACACAAGAGAUACAUCUGUUCUACUAUUGUAAAAAUGUGUAUGAUUCUUGGGGAUCUAAAUCUGUGGAAGUUUUUAAAUGAUCUGCCACUAUGUCUUGGGACUUUUGUUCAACUUAAAAAUGGUACUAGAACCUAUAGUAUGAAUUUAUCUGAUUGGUUUUAUUCAACUCUCCCUUGAUGAAAGGGACAGAGAGAAGCAAAAGUGGCUAUAUAAAACAAAUACCUGAAGAGAAGUUGGAUGGACGGAGGUAGUGUACUGGAGACAGGAUAAUGAAAUUGCUGUUCUUUUUUUUUUUCUGGCCAUCAUAAACAUGGACUUACUUUGAGCAAUGCUGAGUCAUUCUUUAUUUGAAUUACAUUAUGUUUUAAAAUGGUAUGGUAGGCAUAAGUAUUCAAAUGACAGAACCAACUGAUGCAGCUAUACACAUAAGCAAUGUGCCUAAUAAGCACUGUAGCAUUGUUGACUUACCACACUCAAAAAAUGCUAACUUCAUUUUAAGUUGCUUUGCUUAUAUUUUGAAAUUGCUGAGACCUUUGGUUUUUAUUAUUAUGUGAAAAUAAUAAAUACUGAAGAAAAAAGGA
Molecule: messenger RNA, 5193 nt
Organism: Marmota monax (woodchuck)
Lineage: Eukaryota; Metazoa; Chordata; Mammalia; Rodentia; Sciuridae
Gene: Wdr35
Product: WD repeat domain 35
Exons: 28
Coding region: 125-3670 (1181 amino acids)
Biological process (GO): non-motile cilium assembly; protein localization to cilium; intraciliary retrograde transport
Cellular component (GO): non-motile cilium; intraciliary transport particle A
Molecular function (GO): protein binding
Source: RefSeq, a predicted model, not a curated record